AGAACUCAUCACGUUGCGAUAUACACUGAAAUGUAACUAAUGGAUAUAUUAAGAUAUUUCUUGAAUGUGUUGUAAUCGCAACCGCUGUCUUACGGAUCGGAAUAUUAAACUUUACUGGGAUUUAUUCUGAGUGCAAAGGAUGGAGAGAACAAUGGGGGGACUAGUGCUGUUGUUAUUCUCAUUCCUCUUCCUCUCUCCGGUGGCUGGCCAGGUCAGCUACUCAAUUCCCGAAGAAAUGCCAAAAGGAUCGUUAAUCGGUAACAUCGCUCGGGAUUUAGGUUUGGACAAUAAAAGGUUAUCCUCGGGAAAAGCUCGAAUUUUUACUGGAGACAACACGGACUACAUCGAGCUGAAGAGAGAACGGGGAGUCCUCCUUGUCAAAGAAAAAAUAGACAGGGAGCUGCUUUGUGGGCAGACAACGCCUUGCGCUCUUCAUUUCCAGGUUAUUCUGGAAAAUCCCAUGGAAUUGUACACGGUUUCUGUUGAAAUUGUCGACAUAAAUGAUAACGCUCCACUAUUUGAAAAAUCGGAUAUGAAAUUUAAGAUAAGCGAGUCUGCAGUGAUAGGAGCAAAAUUCUUGUUGGAGAGAGCCAUAGAUCCCGAUGUUGGCAUGAACACUCUUCAGAGUUAUUUUCUCACAAAAACAGAACAUUUUGUUUUGAAGUUGAAAGAUCAACCAGAUGGUGAAAAGAUUGUUGAAAUGGUUUUGCAAAAACCUCUUGACAGAGAGAAACAGGAGGAGCUCUUUUUGGUGUUAACUGCAGUUGACGGAGGAGAACCACAGUUAUCUGGCACAGCAAAAAUACACGUUACAGUGCUUGACGCUAAUGACAAUGCGCCAGUUUUUACUAAACCACUUUAUAAAGCUGCUAUUGCCGAAAAUGCCUCUAAGGGUACAGUUGUAAUACGAGUCGACGCAUCUGACGCUGAUAAAGGAUUAAAUUCCAACAUAAUUUAUUCUAUCUCUAAUACAGUAGCAGAGAUACGAGAUUUGUUUAAAAUGAAUGAAUCAAAUGGUGAUCUAAUUUUGACUGAUAGUAUAGAUUAUGAAAAAGCUCGUUUCUAUCAAAUACAUAUCCAAGCAAGUGAUGAAGGAGGAUUAACAGAUUCUUGUAAAGUAACUGUUGAUGUUAUAGACAUUAAUGACAACAAACCAGUCAUUAAUAUAUUAUCACAGACUAACGUAAUUCCAGAAAACUCCAAACCAGCCACAGUUGUGACUAUGGUAAAUGUUCAGGAUAUAGAUUCAGGGAACAAUGGCAAAACUUACUGUAACAUUAAUGAACGAAUUCCCUUUGCAUUAAAAUCAGCAACAAAUGGUUUCUUUAAUCUUGUUACAGACAGUGAAUUAGACAGAGAGAGAGCCUCUGAGUAUAACAUAACAGUGACCUGCUCUGAUGAAGGAGUCCCCUCCCUCUCCAGCAGCGUCACUCUCACCUUACAGAUCUCUGAUGUGAAUGACAACGCGCCUGUCUUUGAGAGGAGCUCAUAUGAGGCCUACAUUGUAGAAAACAACACACCAGGUAUCUCUAUAUUCACAGUGAAAGCCACAGACGCUGACUGGAACCAGAAUGCCCGUGUUUCUUACAUACUGGAGGACUCCUCUGUUAACGGAGUACCAGUCUCCUCAUAUGUGUCCGUUAGUGCUGAUAGUGGAGUCAUCCAUGCAGUGCGCUCUUUUGACUACGAGCAGAUCAAAGAUUUCCAUUUCCGGAUCAAAGCGCAGGAUGGAGGCUCUCCUCCACUCAGCAGCAACAUGACUGUUAAAAUCCUGAUCCAGGAUCAGAAUGAUAACCCACCUCAGGUUCUGUACCCAAUCCAGACUGGUGGUUCUGUGGUGGCUGAAAUGGUGCCUCGUUCAGCAGAUGUGAGCUACCUGGUGACUAAAGUGGUGGCUGUUGAUGUGGACUCUGGUCAGAACGCCUGGCUCUCCUAUAAACUGCAGAAAGCCACAGACAGGGCGCUGUUUGAAGUGGGCUUACAGAAUGGAGAAAUAAGAACUAUCCGUCAGGUGACUGAUAAAGAUGCUGUGAAACAGAGACUGACUGUUAUAGUGGAGGACAACGGGCAGCCCUCUCGUUCAGCUACAGUCAUUGUUAACGUGGCGGUGGCGGACAGCUUCCCUGAAGUGCUGUCGGAGUUCACUGACUUUCCACACGAUAAGGAGUACAAUGACAACCUGACUUUUUACUUAGUGUUGGCUCUGGCUGUGGUCUCCUUCCUCUUCAUCACGUGUUUAGUGGUUAUUAUAUCAGUGAAGAUCUACAGAUGGAGACAGUCCCGCAUCCUGUAUCACUCCAGCCUCCCUGUGAUUCCAUAUUAUCCUCCACGUUACUCAGACACUUUGGGAACAGGGACUCUGCCACAUGUGUACAACUACGAGGUGUGCAGGACGACUGACUCCAGAAAGAGUGACAAUAAGUUCGGUGGAGCUGGUAGUCAGAACGUGUUGAUAAUGGAUCCCAGUUCGACAGGGACGAUGCAGCGAAUACAGAGUGAGAAGAACAUCCUGGAUGAACCUGACUCUCCUCUAGAGGUGAGGAGCGCUGUGAUCACUAUUAAAUAA
This is a messenger RNA of Girardinichthys multiradiatus, 2566 nucleotides long. Its product is annotated as protocadherin beta-16-like. The record is from RefSeq and is a predicted model, not a curated record. Gene Ontology annotation, biological process: homophilic cell-cell adhesion. Gene Ontology annotation, molecular function: calcium ion binding. The coding region runs from base 140 to 2566 and encodes 808 amino acids. NCBI's taxonomy places the organism in Eukaryota, Metazoa, Chordata, Actinopteri, Cyprinodontiformes, Goodeidae. Gene Ontology annotation, cellular component: plasma membrane. The transcript has a single exon.